Molecule: messenger RNA, 4307 nt
Organism: Mercenaria mercenaria
Lineage: Eukaryota; Metazoa; Mollusca; Bivalvia; Venerida; Veneridae
Product: multiple epidermal growth factor-like domains protein 10
Exons: 30
Coding region: 75-4307 (1410 amino acids)
Biological process (GO): protein dephosphorylation
Molecular function (GO): scavenger receptor activity; protein tyrosine phosphatase activity
Source: RefSeq, a predicted model, not a curated record
GAAAAUUAUUUAAAUCAUUUUUUUUACUUAUGACAUUCUGUCAUGAUGAAUUAUGUGUUGAACUAUAAAAAAAAAUGUUGGAAAUUUAUUGUUUGCUCAUUUUUUGUUUUAUUUUUCAAAGAUCAGAUGCUGAAUGUUCCCAACAAGCAGUCGAUGUAUUUCGUUUUGGUCCUAAAUGCGGUUUUAUGUGCCACUGCAGAAACAAUGAACAAUGUGACGAUACUACUGGGGAAUGUACUUCCGGUUGUGCAAGCUUUUGGUAUGGACCAGGAUGCCAGUAUAGAGAUAUAGUUGAGGGAGAAUUUUCGAGGCAUUCUGAUAAUCUACCACCUCAGCAAGAAAAGUAUUCAAUACUUGCACAUGAUAAUGACUCGACAACUUGUAGUUAUACAGCUGAUGUUGGGAGCACUAACAAAAAGAGAGUCAAACCAUUUUGGAGGGUCUGGUUACCUACAAAUGAAACAAUUAGCGAAAUCCAGAUGGUCACACUGCCUGACAAACUGCACAACUUCGUACGCUUUAGCAUUUAUGUAGAGUAUGUUCCAUCAGAUUAUAAGCUUAACUCUUCUUAUGUGUCACCAUACCGUCAGAAAUGCUACCAACAGAACAGUCUUGCUCCUGAGAACGAGACAUUUACAGUAUUAUGUAGCAGCCCUGUUGUUGGAAACCAAGUACGGAUUGAGCUGGCAAAAGUUUCGACACAACUGGUCCUUUGUGAUGUAAAAAUCAAUGGAGGUAGAAAUGUAGCUUUUGGACGCCAUACCUUACAAAGUUCAAAGCCAAGUGCCUGCAGCGAACCAGGUGGUUGCAUAUCAAACAAUUCUGUAGACGGAAUCGACAGCAGUGUUUGGAAACAAUGCAGCUUUACAGAUUACGAAACUGAUCCUUGGUGGACAGUUGAUCUUGGCCAUAAAGCGAGCAUUCGGUAUAUUCGAAUAAUGCGUCUAGAAAAAGCUAAGGCUGCAUCUUAUAAAGUUGAGUUAUCAAACACUACAAAUUCAGAUCAGAAAAUCAUUUAUGAUGUACAGUUAGGAACGUCAACAAACAUUUCAUUAAUCACCGAUGCCAAAAUUAUCAAUCUAACAAUGAAAGGAAUGCGGCGUGUAGAAGUUUGUGAAGUUAACGUAUUCGGAGACUGUCUGGAAGACAUAUGUGGAUAUGACUGCACAGAAGAAUGUCAUUGCAAAGAUGCAAAUAUCCGGGAUAAGAUAACUGGAUAUUGCUCAUCUGGUUGCAAAGGCAGGUGGACAGGUCCCAAAUGUGAUAAGCUUUGUGAACGUACACAUUGGGGAUUGACUUGUGAAAAUGAUUGCGGAUACUGCGCUAAUUCUGAGUCGUGUGAUGUUAUCACAGGAUUCUGUCUGUCCGGAUGUCGGGACGGUUACGCUCAACCAAACUGUAGUACAAGAACUGGCUGCGGAAGUGGUCAGUACGGCACAAACUGUUCGAGAAAAUGUAGUGAAAAUUGUGAAAAUGAAUGCGACCAUAUAAACGGACAUUGUCGGUGUAAGGCAGGAUGGAUGGGACAAACGUGUGAGCAAGCUUGUGCCAGUGGAUAUUUUGGGGACAGAUGCUCAAGAAGAUGUAAUAAAUGGUGUAUAAGUGGCAAAUGUCAUCAUGUGGAUGGACGAUGCACUAAUGGCUGCUUGGACGGAUGGAUAGGAAGGAAGUGUGAUAAACGCUGCGGAAGUGGUCAGUACGGCAAAAACUGUUCGAGCAAAUGUAGUAUUAAUUGCAAAAAUGAAUGCGACCAUAAAAAUGGACAUUGUCGAUGUAAGGCCGGAUGGAUGGGACAAACGUGUGGGCAAGGGUGUGACUUGGGUUCGUAUGGUAUGAAUUGUACGAGAAGGUGUAGCACUUGUAAAGGUGGUAAAUGCAGCAACGUGGAUGGAAGAUGUUUGUCCAGAUGUAAUGCAGGGUGGAAGGGACAAAAGUGCGAUCAAGAAUGUAAUGAUGGUACAUUUGGAUAUUACUGUUCAAUGAGCUGCAGCAGAAACUGUAAAAAUGAUGAUCCAUGUGAAAAGGUUUAUGGCGCUUGUCCAAAUGGUUGCAAACUUGGUUUCAGAGAGGACAGUUGCAGCCACACUUGUGCCAGAGGACAGUAUGGAGAAAACUGUAAACAUAAAUGCAGUCAGUAUUGUUUAGGCGGUACUUGCAGUCAUAUAGAUGGAAGAUGUUUAAAUAGUUGCGUUGCAGGAUGGACGGGACUGAAGUGUGAAGAACGCUGUCAGAAUGGUAUGUACGGUAAAAACUGUUCGGGAAAAUGUGAACAUUGUAAAGAUGGAAACUAUAAGUGCAAUCACAUAAACGGACGUUGUCGAUUUGGAUGUAAGGCAGGAUGGAAGGGCUACACUUGCGAUCAAGUUUGUACCAGUGGAAAUUAUGGAGAAAACUGUAGAAGAAAAUGUAGUCAACAUUGUGUAGGUGGUAAUUGUGGACGUGAAUAUGGACGAUGUACCAGUGGCUGCCGUGACGGUUGGACAGGAAUGAAAUGUGAUCAACGCUGCCAAUAUGGCAUGUACGGUAAAAAUUGUUCCAGACAAUGUAGUGAUUAUUGUAAAAAUGGAAAGCGCUGGUGUAGUCACGUAAACGGACGUUGUCAGUAUGGGUGUAAGGCAGGAUGGAAGGGAGACACUUGUGAUCAAGAAUGUGAAGACGGUACAUUUGGCAUUAACUGCUUAACAAACUGCAGCGGAAAUUGCAAGAACGAUGAAGUAUGUGUGAAGGUUAAUGGGUCUUGUCGAAAUGGCUGUAAACCAGGAUACGAAGGGAAACUAUGUGCUCUUGGCUGCAGGCUAGGUUUUUAUGGCAUAAACUGUUCAAGUAAAUGUAGUGAAAAGUGUAACGGUGGAUACGCUGCUUGCAGUAAGGUGAAUGGAAGCUGCUUAUCCGGUUGUCACGACGGAUGGAAUGGACACAGAUGCGAUCGAAAAUGUGAUAACGGAUGGUUUGGUCAAGGAUGUUUGAACAAGUGCUCGUUGAAUUGUAAAGACGGUGAUAUGUGUGAUGAAGCAGAUGGUCAAUGCCCGAAUGGCUGCAAACCUGGUUAUACAGGAAAAAUGUGCACACAAAAUUGCACAGUCGGUUUCUUUGGUGAUGAAUGCAGACAUAAUUGUAGCGGUUAUUGUGACGGGGGUUCUAAAAUGUGUAGUAACAUUGAUGGCCAUUGUAUGAGUGGGUGCAAAACAGGUUGGAAAGGAACAAAAUGUGAUACAGAAUGUAGUGACGGCUUUUAUGGUUUCAACUGUGCUAAGACAUGCGGUAAAUGCAAGUCAGGGACAGUUUGUCAUAAUGUCGACGGCACUUGUAACGAAGGUUGCGAAGCAGGCUACAGCGGUGAAACUUGUUUACAAGAUUGCAUUGUCGGUUUCUAUGGUGAAGAAUGCAGAAAUAAUUGUAGCAGCCAUUGCGAAGGGGGCUCUGAAAUGUGUAAUAAAAUUGAUGGUCAUUGUCUGAGUGGUUGCAAAGCAGGUUGGAAGGGAGUAAAAUGUGACACAGAAUGCAGUGAUGGUUUUUAUGGUAUCAACUGUUCUGCGACAUGUGGGAACUGUAAAUCGGGGACACUUUGUCAUAAAGUCGUGGGCACGUGCAGUGCAGGGUGUGAAUCUGGUUAUAGCGGUGAUCAUUGUUUACAAGGAUUGCAGAAGUCGGAUAAUAUUGUUGCGACGACGACAGUUGGAGUUGUGGCCCUCGUCAUAUUACUUAUCAUAGUUACUGUUAUUGCUGUUAUAUAUCGUAAACGAAAGGAGCAGAGACAGAGACAGGAACAGACCGAUACAAAUCUACAACUUACAAGUGCUGUAUCCCGGAGGAAUUGUGAUAAUGUGCAUUUGAACGCUGAGGCUGCUGGUAAUACAGAAGAAAACAGUUUUUCGACAAGUGAAGUAAAUGUUUCUAAUAAUGAUCCUAGUGUCAGCAAAACUAAGCAUACAGUUCCCUUAUCAAGCCUACUAGCAGAUGUGAAAAGAAAUCUGGCGAACUCUGGUUACUUUGAGAAAGAGUUUCAGAAACUACCCUACGGAAUGAAAUAUCCAGCUACGGUCGGUGUGAAUCCCUACAACAGAAAGAAGAAUAAAUACAAGGAUAUGCAGGCUUAUGACCACACGCGUGUAAUGUUGAAAACAUUGCCUAAAGAGCAAGGGUCGGACUACAUAAAUGCAAAUUUCAUCAAGGGUCAUGCUAAAGAGAAGGCUUACAUCGCAGCACAAGGUAAUAACAAAAUUAUAUAUUGUUUACUAUGUAUUAUCUAUCAUAUAAGCUUAGAUUUUGGGCUUCAACUAAAAUAUAAUACUUUGCAAAGAUUUUGA